Molecule: messenger RNA, 696 nt
Organism: Setaria italica (foxtail millet)
Lineage: Eukaryota; Viridiplantae; Streptophyta; Magnoliopsida; Poales; Poaceae
Exons: 1
Coding region: 1-696 (231 amino acids)
Source: RefSeq, a predicted model, not a curated record
AUGGACCCGGUGGUGUCUGGCUCCCAACACACCAAUGUGCUCAUUAACGGUGGCACCAGCCUCAAUGUCCCAUUUGCCAUGACAUUAAAGAAGAUGGGGCUCAACAUCACCAACAUUCUCACUCUAACCAAAUCUCCCUUCUAUGGAAUUGUCCUAGGCAAUGCAGUUGUACCCCUUGGUCAGGUGGUCUUGCCAGUUACCUUUGAACCAAGAGCCAACUACGGGAUGGAGUACAUCAAGUUGAAGGUUGCAAACUUUGAGAUAUUGUACCGCGCCAUCCAUAGGCGCCUGGCACUCACCAAGUUCAUGGCAAUCCUGCACUACGUGUACAUAGUUUUCAAGAUGCUGGGACCAGACGGAGUGCCAUUGCUGCACAGAGACUUGAAAAGACCCUACCACUGCAACACCAAAGUCGUGAAAGUCCACUGCCAUGACCUAGGUGCCAGUGUCCAUGAUGGAAGUCUUCACUACAUCCAAAAGUUGUUUGCCACCAAGCUUGAAAUCGUAGAAAAGAAGUCAGGCACCUCCAAGAUCAAGCAAACCAAAGACGUUGAGGUGAAGGCCAUCAAUCUGGAGAUAGGCGAUAGCUCCAAGAUAGUCCUGAUUGGUGCAGUGCUCGAUCCCAAACAGGAACACGUGCUCAUUAGUAGUGGCGAAGCUUCAUUGACGAAGCAAGGGGGUGGUCUAUGCAAAUAA